AUGGAGCACGGGAGGAGCGGCGGGUCGGGCCACGAGGCGGCGCUGAGGGCGGUGCAGAGGCCGGCGGCGAAGCCGUGGCGCGGGGGAGGAUCGGCGGGCGCCAUGGCGGCGCCCGCGCCGCCCAAGGUGUACCGCGUGGCGCCCAGGGACUUCCGGGAGCUCGUGCAGAGGCUCACCGGCGCCGCGGCGGCGGCGCCGGCGGCCAUGGGCGCGCGGGGUCCUGCGGCGGUGCCGGCUCCGCCGCAGCCGUACAUGGCGCCGGCGCCGGCGCACGGGGAUGGCGACGCGUCGCCGGCGGAGAUGUUCGACUACGCGUCGUGGUUCUCCGUGCCGCUGCUCAGCCCGGCCUCCAUGCCGGCCAGCGGCUACGACGGCCACCUCCAUGGAAAUGGUGCUUUCCUGUAGUAGUAGUACAUAGUGUAUAGUACAGUCGCUUGUCAGUGUAAGAUCGAGCUAAAUUUUACAGUCCGAUCACUUCUUCUCGUCGUAGAACACGCUUGUCUUAAUUCCUACAAAGAAUUCGAUGAAUAAACACACGAAUUACUAUUCAUUUCUCAAGGUUCUUGCAUCUGUCGUGUGUAAUGAUGUG
This is a messenger RNA of Oryza brachyantha (malo sina), 589 nucleotides long. RefSeq lists its product as uncharacterized. The transcript has a single exon. Lineage: Eukaryota; Viridiplantae; Streptophyta; Magnoliopsida; Poales; Poaceae. The coding region runs from base 1 to 405 and encodes 134 amino acids. The record is from RefSeq and is a predicted model, not a curated record.